Molecule: messenger RNA, 447 nt
Organism: Zootoca vivipara (common lizard)
Lineage: Eukaryota; Metazoa; Chordata; Lepidosauria; Squamata; Lacertidae
Source: RefSeq, a predicted model, not a curated record
AUGGCUGCGAAGGCAAGGCUGGGGGCAGCGGCGGCAUUGGGGGCCCCUCUGAGGGGCUGCCUGCUCCUCGCACUUCUGCUCCAGCUGACGGGAGCACGGGCCCUUUGCUACUUCCACGCACAAGCCCCCUGCCUCUACAAGGAGAAGCACUUUGGCCCCGGAGAGUCCUGGCAGGAUGCCAACUGCUCCAAGUGCUUCUGCCUGGACCCCCUCGGCGUGGGCUGCUGUGACAUGAUGCAGCCUCCGGUCGACUUCCCCGCCUGGUGUGAAGCGCGCUACGACUUCCGGGCCUGCAAGAUCUCGCUGGUGCAGAAAGCCGGGCUGAGGCUGCCCUGCGUGAACAACCUGGAGCCUGGGUGGGGGUCAGGCCAGGCCCCUGAGCAGCCCGGCAGCCGAGGGGGGGCCAAGGCCCGGCUGGGGAGGCAGAGCCUGGAAGCAAAGCGCUGA